UCAAUGUAGGCUUUUGUGGUCUGCAGUAUUCCACUGCGUAAUUUUUUGGGUUUUUUUCGAGACAUUUUCCCGGUCGAAAGGACCAAUUCGCCUUUCAAGUUGCACUAAAACCCUAAAAAAGAGGCUGGGUCAAGUUUUGUGAUCAUGUUCAUUUUGCGUAGUUGGUUUAGAAAAAUGAGCAGUUCCGAGGAAGUCUCAUGGAUUUCGUGGUUUUGCGGCCUUCGCGGCAACGAGUUCUUUUGCGAGGUGGACGAAGACUAUAUACAGGACAAAUUCAAUUUAACUGGACUUAAUGAACAGGUACCCCACUAUAGGCAGGCGUUAGAUAUGAUAUUAGAUCUAGAACCUGACGAUGAACUAGACGACAAUCCCAAUCAGUCGGAUCUAAUAGAGCAGGCUGCUGAAAUGCUUUAUGGCUUGAUUCAUGCCAGGUAUAUAUUAACAAACCGAGGAAUUGCCCAGAUGAUUGAAAAAUAUCAAGUAGGAGAUUAUGGCUUUUGUCCGAGAGUUUACUGUGAAUCUCAACAUAUGUUACCAUUGGGGCUCUCAGAUGUUCCAGGAGAAGCAAUGGUAAAGUGCUACUGUCCAAAAUGUAUGGAUGUGUAUACACCAAAGUCAUCAAGACACCAUCAUACUGACGGCGCCUAUUUUGGCACCGGCUUCCCACAUAUGCUCUUCAUGGUUCAUCCUGAAUACAGACCAAAACGCCCCACCAACCAAUUUGUUCCUAGGUUGUUUGGCUUCAAAAUACAUCCAUUAGCGUACCAAAUGCAACAGCAAGCAGCUUCGACGUUUAAAAUACCACCUAGAUCACUAAAUUUGAAUAACGGAAAGCGUUAAUACUGAAUGACGAUCUUCGAUCGGAAAAUCUCUGUAAUAUUUAAAAUAAAAGUGUUAGUUUUGAUGGGAUUUCUACAAGUAUUUGUAAUUACGUAUUAGGCUCCACCAUGGAUUCAUGUUUUGAAAAUAUACUCAUUCCGGCGCAGUAAAGGUAAUCAACGUGGUCACUAAGUAUUCUAAAAAUCCUAUUGUGCUAAGAUCGAUUGGAGUCAACGUGACCUAUUAUAUUGUAUAAUUUUCAUAUAUUUAAUGUUUAAUUGUAUCUCAGUUGUACAGGUUACUAUGAAUCACUCAAUCAGUAAAUUGCAAUUUAACUGUGAUUAUCCGAGGGUGGUUUUUCUCAAGCAGUGUACCUUGAAAAUUAUAAUUUAAGUUGUCCAAAA
This is a messenger RNA of Dendroctonus ponderosae (mountain pine beetle), 1223 nucleotides long. RefSeq names its product casein kinase II subunit beta. Gene Ontology annotation, cellular component: cytoplasm; protein kinase CK2 complex. NCBI's taxonomy places the organism in Eukaryota, Metazoa, Arthropoda, Insecta, Coleoptera, Curculionidae. Bases 145 to 840 code for a protein of 231 amino acids. The record is from RefSeq and is a predicted model, not a curated record. The transcript has 6 exons. Gene Ontology annotation, molecular function: protein kinase regulator activity.